GCGGUAACGGGAGCUUCCGGGAGCAGUGUGCCGGGGCGAGCCGGUCCCAGUGCGGUCGGGGUGAGGAUGAAGAAGGAGCAGGUGGUACACUGCCAGUUCUCCGUGUGGUACCCGCUCUUCAGGGCCGUCACCAUCCGCAGUGUUAUACUUCCUCUGCCAGAGAAUGUGAAAGAGUAUUUGCUGGAUGAUGGAACACUUGUGGUUUCUGGAAGAGAGGACCCACCAAGUCAUGCUCAGGAGGGGAGUGAUGAUGCAGAGGAAAUACAGUGGUCAGAUGAUGAGAAUACUACAACACUUAAGGCACCAGAAUUCCCCGAGUUCACAGCUAAAGUUCAAGAAGCAAUAAGUUCCUUGGGUGGUAGUGUUUUUCCUAAACUUAACUGGAGUGCUCCAAGGGAUGCCUACUGGAUAGCAAUGAACAGCUCUCUGAAAUGUAAAGCUCUCAGUGACAUCUUCCUCCUCUUCAAGAGUUCAGACUUCAUUACUCGUGACCUCACUCAGCCAUUUAUUCACUGUACUGAUGAUUCCCCUGAUCCUUCCUUGAACUAUGAGCUUGUUCUUCGCAAAUGGUGUGAACUGAUCCCUGGUGCAGAAUUCAGAUGCUUUGUCAAGGAAAACAAGCUUAUAGGUAUAUCACAGAGGGACUACACUCAAUACUACGAUCAUAUCUCCAAGCAACAUGAGGAGAUCUGUAGAUCAAUACAGGAGUUUUUCAAGAAACACAUAGAGUAUAAAUUCUUGGAUGAAGACUUUGUUUUUGAUGUGUACAGAGACAGCAGGGUAAGUGAACAAUAGGUUGUAUGUAAUUGUUUGUUCUGUGGAAACUCUUCCUGAAAUGCU
Molecule: messenger RNA, 840 nt
Organism: Colius striatus (speckled mousebird)
Lineage: Eukaryota; Metazoa; Chordata; Aves; Coliiformes; Coliidae
Product: cell division cycle protein 123 homolog
Exons: 10
Coding region: 67-795 (242 amino acids)
Cellular component (GO): cytoplasm
Source: RefSeq, a predicted model, not a curated record